Periophthalmus magnuspinnatus is the source of this 3824-nucleotide messenger RNA. It is a transcript of the gene tlr3, whose product is annotated as toll-like receptor 3. Gene Ontology annotation, molecular function: protein binding; transmembrane signaling receptor activity. The record is from RefSeq and is a predicted model, not a curated record. Bases 339 to 3089 code for a protein of 916 amino acids. Gene Ontology annotation, biological process: inflammatory response; toll-like receptor signaling pathway; immune response. Gene Ontology annotation, cellular component: membrane. NCBI's taxonomy places the organism in Eukaryota, Metazoa, Chordata, Actinopteri, Gobiiformes, Gobiidae. The transcript is spliced from 6 exons.
GAGCUGGCAUGAUGACUGUUGCACCAAGUAAUGAUAAGGAGGGUCAAAUAUUUAUCUAACCUUGCUGACCAACUGCGCUAUAAAAGCUAGCGUCUGGUUAGCAUUAAGGCGCAUUUACAUUUGACUUACUAUGAGGAACUUCCUUUCUCAGCAAUCAGACAAUUUGUUGAAGAGGCUUCCUGAAAAGAUUGUGUGAUAUUAAAGCAAAAAACAUGAAGGGGUUAACUGAACUGAGAGAUGUGAAACCGGACUUGUUUUUUUUCAUUUCCGGGUCCUGUUGGAACCAGAGUGAACAGUUUGAGGCUUAGUUAAAGGAGUGAGUGGAAGAGACAAGCAACAUGAAGAGACAUAAGGUUCUCAGGGCAAUACCUCCACAUGCCCGACAUUUCCCACAUCUUCAGUGGUUAAUUGCAUUCUGCUUCACCAUUGGCCUGACAGAAUGCAUUCCACCCAAAAAGGAGUCAUGUGUGGUGCGAAACGGCCACGCAGACUGCAGCCACAUGAGCCUCAAUGAGAUCCCUCAGAAUCUGUCUCACAACAUUUCCAGCCUGGACAUAUCGCACAACCGGAUAGUGCGGAUCGCCCACCAGUGUCUCAAACCUUACCCUGAGCUAGUGCGUUUGGAUGCUAGCUUCAACAGUAUCAGCAAACUGGAUGAAAAGAUGUGCCAAGUACUGCCUUUUCUGCAGACGCUCAACCUGGAGAAGAACCAACUAGACCCAAAGACCCAAGAUCUCAGUCAGUGUAGGAACUUAGUGUGGCUCAACGUGGCGAGCAACAGGCUGAAGUUACAACAAGAGCCUUUCGCAGGACUUCAGAACCUGAAAUAUCUGGAUAUUUCCAACAACAACUUGAAGUCUGCUGCGCUCAGUAUGAAGCCACAUGUUUUAAGUCUGAAAUAUCUGGGCCUAAACCACAACAAUAUCAACAUUCUGAAGACUGAUGACUUUAACUUCCUCAAACAAUCUUCAUUACUAGUGCUCAACUUUUCAUCUGUACCACUGACAACAGUGGAACCUGGAAGCUUCAAAAACAUUGCAAGUCUCCGUACUCUAGUAUUAGAUGGCAGCAAAAUUGGAACUCCAGUUCUAUCAAAACUCUGCAUGGAGCUUUCAGGGUCUAACAUCGAAGCUCUUUCUCUCAAAAACAUGGAGCUAGCGUCCCUCGCCAAUAACACAUUCACAGGAUUGACAAACACCAAUUUAAGCAGCAUAGAUUUAUCCGGCAAUGAAUUGACUAAAAUAGAAAUAGGUUCCUUUUUGGGGCUACACAAACUUCAGUCUCUAAUUAUGUCUGAAAACAAGAUUAAACAACUAAAACAGGGCACAUUUGAAGGACUUCAAAGUUUAAAGAUGCUGAAUUUGACCCGAGCUCUUGACUCCAAACUUGCCUCUCACCCAAGUAUAGAGAACUUUGCCUUCCAGCAUCUGGGUGCUCUAGAGACUCUGAUAUUGCAAUCAUCUGCAGUUGGUGAAAUCACGCAGCAUACCUUUAGUGGUCUCACAAGUCUACAAGAUCUAGAUUUAAGUUGGACAAAAAUGUCCUCAAGUAAAGUCAUAACUAAUCUGACUUUUGCCUCACUUGCAGCAUCUCCUCUUGGGAAGUUAAACCUUAAAGCAACUGCUCUCAGACAAAUUCAUCUUGGAGCAUUCACGUUUUUAACCAAUCUCACAGAGUUACAUCUGGAAUCAAAUUACAUUACACAAACUCUGGCUGGUGACGAAUUUGAAGGACUUGGACAACUUGAAGAACUGUACUUGUUCAAAAACGAUAAAAUUACUUUGACUUCAUCUUCCUUCUUCCAUGUUCCAAACCUUAAGAUACUAAUGUUAGGUAAAAGUCUUAUUGGUACAACUCUAGACAUGGAACCUUCUCCAUUCAAGCCUCUGUCCAAACUAACUAUUCUUGAUCUAAGCAACAAUAACAUGGCAAACAUUCAGGAAACAUUGUUGGAAGGGCUGGUCAACUUGAAAGUGCUUUACCUCCAACAUAACAAUUUUGCUCGCUUGUGGAAGAGCGCUAAUGUUGGUGGGCCGGUAAUGUUCCUUAAAUUCACACCCAAUCUUGUAAAACUUGAAUUGGACAGCAAUGGUUUUGAUGAGAUUCCCGAAAACGGCCUGAAAGGAUUGUUCAACCUUACCCAAUUGAGUCUCUCCAGUAAUCUUCUAAAUAGCUUGAAAGAUGGUAUAUUUGAUGAUUUACAUUCAUUGCAAGAGUUAAAACUGCAAAAGAACAUGAUAACUUCAGUGACGCCUCAGGUAUUUCGGACUCCGGUGACCAACUUGAAGGUACUCAUCAUGGACAAGAACCCGUUUGAUUGUACAUGUGAAAGCAUCUUCUGGUUUCUCACUUGGCUUAAUAGCACCAAUGCCAGUGUACCAGAUCGUGGACAAGAGUACAUUUGCAAUACACCUCUAUCGUACUUCAACAAGUCCAUCAUGAAGUUUGAUACUUUUUCUUGCAAGGACACGACCCCAUUCCAGGCCCUGUACAUCUUGAGCAGCACUACUGUCCUCCUGCUGAUGGUUACGGCUCUUGUUGUGCGAUUCCAAGGAUGGAGGAUUCAGUUCUAUUGCAAUAUUCUAAUCAGUCGCACGUUAGGAUUGAGCGAUGCCAAAGCUGAAGAGGGGAGAUCCUUUGAGUUUGAUGCGUAUGUAAUCCAUGCAGAACAGGAUGCAGGUUGGGUGGAGAGAAGGAUGCUUCCGUUAGAGAAGCAGCAGUGCAGAUUCUGUUUGGAGGACAGAGAUUCAGUACCAGGAAUGUCACAGCUUGAGUCCAUUGUGGAUAACAUGAGACGGUCGAGAAAGAUCCUGUUUGUCGUUACAGACAAUCUCCUCAACGACCCCCAGUGUAGACGGUUCACAGUCCACCACGCCCUGCACCAAGUGAUAGAAGACAGCCGGGACUCUGUGAUUUUGGUCUUGCUGGAGGACAUUCAUGACUACAAACUGUCCCGGACCCUGUUUCUGCGCAGGGGGAUGCUCAGGCCCUGCUGUGUUGUGGAUUGGCCCCCCCAGAGAGAGAGGGUCCCUGCCUUUCACCAGAACCUGCUCAUUGCUUUGGGCAAGACGAACCACUGGCUCCAAUAACUUUUAAUAAUUAAAGGAAAAUAAUCACUUCAUUACUUCAAUUUUAAUAAUUAGCUGAUAAUACAGUUUAUUGGUUUGUGGAGACUCAAAGUUAUGCUGAAAAGGGACAAAUGUGUGAACUGAGGUAAAAUUUAUUUGUAUAACAUGAUUAUGCUUUUUUCAUUUUUUGGUGAUUUUUAGUUUAGUUAAGAUAUAUUUAAGAUUAAGAAUUUAAAUAAUGCAAGAUUUUGAAAUGUAUGAAGCCCAGUGGUAUGAAUGGGAAAAAUGUAUUAUUUUAUAAUGCUGCCAUCUAGUGGUACAUAUGGUAAAGUGUUACCUCUUUGACUAGCUGUUUAUUUUAUGUAUAUUAAAUGCUUCCAUGACCCAAAAAAAAAACAACUCAGAAAAUCUCGAGGAACAUAAGUAGAGUGUUUCAUGGUGACUGUUCCAGGAAUAAACAUGGAGAAUCAUUAUUUCCGUUUUAUGCAGCUAAAACCUGGAAUAGUCUUCUUGAAAAUGUGAGACAGACUUUGACAAUGUUUAAAUCCAGGCUCAAAACGGUUCUGUUCAGCUAUGUAUACGACUGAAAGGUUUUUAUUCUGCGCUCUUCUCUUUUAAUGUUCAUUUUGUGAUGAUUAUUUAUGUUUUGAUUUGUUUGUACUGUGAUUUUAAUGUUUUUCUUAUUCUGUAAAGUACUUUGAAUUACUUUGUGUAUGAAUUGUGCUCUACAAAUAAACUUGUCUUGCCUGUUUGAUU